Messenger RNA from Arvicola amphibius (Eurasian water vole), 2073 nucleotides. Its product is annotated as leukocyte immunoglobulin-like receptor subfamily A member 5. Gene Ontology annotation, molecular function: inhibitory MHC class I receptor activity. The transcript has 4 exons. NCBI's taxonomy places the organism in Eukaryota, Metazoa, Chordata, Mammalia, Rodentia, Cricetidae. Gene Ontology annotation, biological process: cytokine-mediated signaling pathway. The coding region runs from base 103 to 819 and encodes 238 amino acids. The record is from RefSeq and is a predicted model, not a curated record.
AUCCAAUCUCUCUCUAAAGAUCUCAUCCUUGUUGCUCUUUGGCUGCCCUGACAGGCUCUGUGGUCUCUUCCAUAAGUUCAGUUGCAGCUACUGAGAGGUGCCAUGACUUUCAUCUUCACAGUCCUGCUCUAUCUGGGGCUGAAUCUGGGCCAAGAGACCUCAGUGUUGGCAGGGACUCCCCCAAAGCCAACCCUCAGUGUUCAGUCUGGAUCAGUUGUUGCCAGAGGGAAGCCAGUAACCAUCUCAUGUGAGGUGACCACAGGGGCCCGGGAAUACCGUCUUUACAAGGAGGGAGGUCCACAUCCCUGGCGCACACAGAGCACACUGGAGGCCACAAACAAGGCUGAGUUCUUGAUCCCAUCAAUUGAACAACAGUAUGGAGGGAGAUACCGAUGUUACUAUAAGACUGCUGCUGGGUGGUCAGAGCACAGUGACCCUCUGGAGCUUGUGGUAACAGGAUUCUAUAGUAAACCCAGCCUCUCUGUCCAACCCAGCAGUGUGGUGACCUCAGGAGAGAAUAUUACCUGCCAGUGUGGCUCACAGCUGGGAUUUAGCAGGUUUGUCCUGACUAAGGAAGGAGAACAGAAGCCCUUGAUACUGGAUUCAGUGUUUAUAAACUCCACUGGGCAAUUCCAGGGCUUGUUUCCUGUGGGCUCUGUGACCCCCAGCCAGAGAUGGACAUUUAGAUGUUAUGGCUAUCAUGCUAUCAGCCCACAGGUGUGGUCAGAACCCAGUGAUCCCUUGGAAAUACAUGUCUCAGGUGAGGAAGCCCCAUCAUUAACUCAAUCAGUUGUUGACAGUGUUGCUUUUUUGCCAUGAUCCCUGAUUUUUUUCUAAGGGAGCCCCAGGAGUUAGGAUGAGGAAAACUCAAUCAGAGCCCCAGUGUAUGUAUGUAUGUGUGUGGGGGUGGAGGUGGGGGUUAUGGCAGUGCCAUAUGCAUGUAGGAUGUGAGGGGACAGGUGUUGGACAGACACUGGUGUUUCCACCAACACCCAGCCCAUUUUCCCUAAAGGGCUGUCCAGGAAGUGCUCACUGCUGACUUUGCAUGGCCCUCACCCUUCUCCCUGGAGAGAACCCGGCUCUCCAGUGUUGCUCUUACAUAAGUUAUGAAAGGUUUUCUUUGUCCAAAGGAUGAGGAACUGACCUUCUCCACAGCCCUGGAGAACCAAGCUGGGUUUUCAAGGCCAACUUCCUCUUGGGUGUACAAAAUAUUUUCCCAGUGGACAUUCUGAUUAUAGCAGAGGAGCGGAGCUGAGUGGGUCCACUUAGAGACUAAAGACUACACACGACCAGAUGAUAAUGGCUGGAGGAGGUAAUGAGCAAGAUGAAAGAUGGGAUCUAGGACCAAAGACCAGGAAGUUGGGUAAGAGCAGAGUCAUAGAAAGCAGAAAGAGAGCCAAGUCCCAAGAAACAGGUUCAGAAUAAGAUAAGCAGUCCCUCACCCAUCUUUCUUUCUCUAGGACAUCUCCCUGUCACACACUCUCAGUGAAGCCAGGCUCCAUGUUAUUCCCUGAAGAGAAAGUGACCCUGCCAUGUCAACCAUUGAUAAUGAUGGACACUUUUCUUCUGGUCAAGUGGAGAGCAGCUACUUCCUUUUUGUGUCUAAGAUCAAUGUUUCCUCACUCAGCAGUGUUAGGCAGAAUUCUGAAUGUGUGUUGGGACCUUCCCGCUUGGAGACACCCAAAGAUGCUGUAGUUGUUAAAACACAUCACCCUACCUGUCUCCAUGCCACAGUCCUCCCGUAGAACUCAAGGUCUUAGAUCAGAGGAAUCUUAGCUGUUCUGUCUGUGCUCAACAGUUCACUCACUGGGGGAACUCUUGUCUCUAAUUAGAUGUUUUAGUGAAAUUCAGGAAAGCUUUUUUUCUAAAGUGAGUCUGAUGCAAAAUUUGAACACAAAUAUCAGAGUGGGUCUGGAGCAUCCAGCAAGGAGACCAGUAGGAACCGUCCUACAAAAGGGAGGGUUCAACUAGAGGUGCAUGAAGUCAUGUGAUGAGAGUGACACACAGGAAAGAAGAGACACAGGAAAUGGAGCCAGGGGCAUGGCUGAGCUGGUAGUUAAUAUCUAGCACACA